CCCAACUUCUGUAGAUAGAACCACUGUUGAGAAACCUUAGAUUUACCUUGCUAUCUGAUUAAAGACUAGUUCAGUUAAUUUGUCUAAUUUAGUUCCAUUAAGUUUAGUCACUUAAGAGUUUUUAUGUUUGAAGGAAGUACAUUGAUCCAAUGAAAUGGGAUAUUUUUACAAGCAAGAGCUUUGAUAAUUUGAAUUUAGAUUUAUUAUGACAAUUUUAUUGUAACUUGUUUUUAUAUUAUUAAUAUACAAUGGAAGGCAUACAGCAAACAACAGAGCUAGAAUUUAACCAGGCCAUGCAAGAUUUCAAGACCAUGUUUCCUACAAUGGAUGUAGAUGUCAUUGAGGUAGUGCUGAGAUCCAACCAAGGUGCUGUUGACGCUACCAUAGACCAGUUACUAUCAAUGAGUUCUGAUAAUGAAAUGGAGCGGAGCAAGGUUAUCGCUGCUGAAAUGCCUGCUCGGGCUGGAACUGAUAAGAGUAGUGGGGUGGGGCAGGAGCCACUGUCGGCUCUAAAGGGGUGGCGUCCUGCUCUCCUUCAACCUCUUCCGCCUGGCUUCCUUAGGCUCCUGCCUGAUCAAAGGCAGAUUGAAUCUGAUAUUGAGGACGAGAGGAUAGCAAUGCUUCUGCAGAAUGAAGAGUUUAUGUCUGAGCUGAGGUGGAAUAAGGACUUCCUCUCUGCACUCGAUGAUGAAAGCCCUCCAGAAGAGAGAUCUUCAGCCUUUCCAAGCAGACUACACGAUGAUGAUGCCAUGUUCAAAGAGCGACUCCGCAACAUGGGCAAAUUGUCCAGGAAAAAAUUCUCACAGCUGGCAAGGGUAUUCACAGGUAAGAAGAAGAAGAGUGCAAGAAGUGUACUCAGUGGAGGACCUGCUCCUUCUCGCGAUGACCUGCUUUUGCGUGAAGAUCAUGAUGGUGAUUAUUGAUUGAUCCAAUUGCGUCAGUUCUGUUUAUAUAUUAUUGUGCAUCUCAUUUAAAAUUCUGUUAUGGCAAUAAUAUUAAUGUAGUUGAAACCAUUGUUCACCACAGGUUGUGUUUCUUAGGUGAAUAGUUCUUAAAUUUAGAACUACACCUUCACUUUUUCAUUUCGAGAAAAUUAGAAUAAUUAAAUGUUCCCCAUGAAAUAGUCACUUAAAGAUUCCUUAAUUUUGUGCUAGGUGUCAAGAUCUAAAUACAUGUUUAGAACUCAGUCAUCAGGAUAAUUGUUUUUAUUUUUUUUUAAAGUGUAGCUUAAAAUGUUAUCUGUCUGUUGGAUAAUCUUUCCAAUGUGUCAUAAAGCACCUCUAUUUUUGUGUAUUAACUUAUUCUCUUCUCAUCAUGUAAUACUCAUGAAUGAAAAAAAAAGUUUAAUUAUUCCAAGAAACACAACUUCUAUUUUAUUCUAAUUAGCUAUAUAUAGUUAAAGUAUAAUAUUAAUUAUCAACAUACAUUUACUUUAAAUAUAUUAAUUAUUGAGUGUAUGUUUAUCCAAACUCCAGAAUUAGACUGAGCACUAUUUAUGUUACUAUUUGAGGUUUAAAGAAUGCCGACAUAUCUGCCCUGCUUUCAAAUUGAAGGGGCACCAGGGGUCUUGUUAAAUCUUUAUUGUUGAGAGGUUACACGAAUAGAGCUUUAGUUUGGACUUUUAAAAUCGACCAUUACUGUCCCCUUCAAUUUUUUAUUUCCUAUUGUUGAUAGAAGUGCAACCAUAAGGGUACUAAUAUAUGUUUAAAUUUUAGUGUCAGAGUAUGAGCGAAAUGGUUUAGUGAUAAGAAGUAGGUUUCUAGUAUUUUUAUAGAUCGUGUGGAGGUUGUUCAGGAACUGAAUUUUAAGCCAAAGCAAGUUUAUUAUUUGUUGGAUUAAAAAUGAAUUUUAAGUUAUAUAUUCCAGUUAUUUAUUUGUUACCUUAUUCAGCCUAUAUGUUUGUAAUUUGUUAUUUUAUUGAGAGAUAUUUUUAUUUGUUGAAAUUCUGCAGAAGUUUAUAUUGUUAUUUUUUUCUUGUUAUUACUUAUUAUAAUAUUCGUAAUAUUAUUUGUUUAUUAUAUGUCUUAGGCAAUGGUAGUGAUUUUGUCUAUGC
Nezara viridula (southern green stink bug) is the source of this 2053-nucleotide messenger RNA. NCBI's taxonomy places the organism in Eukaryota, Metazoa, Arthropoda, Insecta, Hemiptera, Pentatomidae. The record is from the annotation of a GenBank genome assembly.